Messenger RNA from Bufo gargarizans (Asiatic toad), 915 nucleotides. It is a transcript of the gene C3H3orf85, whose product is annotated as chromosome 3 C3orf85 homolog. The transcript is spliced from 4 exons. NCBI's taxonomy places the organism in Eukaryota, Metazoa, Chordata, Amphibia, Anura, Bufonidae. Bases 183 to 512 code for a protein of 109 amino acids. The record is from RefSeq and is a predicted model, not a curated record.
ACAGUCUGCAGGCUCAAAGGUCACAGCAAGUGACAGAGAGGGAGAAAAACUUAUUUAUGUCUUACUAAUUUCUACAGAAGAAAAAAUAUAUAUUUGUACCGUGUUUGAAGGAAUCUCAAUCUUUUUUCAGUCUUAAUUUUUACAGAGACAUUUUUUGAAACAUUACCAACACUUGAUUUGCAAUGGGUCGUAUAUUAAUUCUUCUUCUUCAAAUCUCUCUGUUAUUGCAAGGUAUUUUAGGGGCAUCAUUUUUUUCAGAUGAAGCUACAAACCAGUUUUUAAGGCUGAAAAGACAAGCAUUCUCAAGACAUUUUUGGGAACCUGCUCCAUUAGAAAGUUCAUGGGCAUCCACAAUUACAGACCAGGUCAGUGAAACAUGGAGAUCAUUGGUAAACUCCAUACAAUAUUACCUAAAUAUGGAGUCAGACUGUUCAUCAUACUCUUCUGCUAAGAUCAGGCAACACAUGAAAUCUUAUGUCGAUGAGCUCUGGCCAUGGGAAUCCAACCAUUAGGAUGACAUAGACAUGCAAAAUGAUUCCCAGAUAGUUCCUGGAUAUAUUAACAAAUGUAAAUGUGGUGCAGACAAAUGUUAUCUUGUAAUCAUUUAAGUUAUCAUGUAAGUUAUAAUAAAUUAAUUGUGAUAUGAUUAAAUGGAGUGCAUGUGAUAGACAUAUAUUUUACCACUAGUACCUGGUGCUGCCCUGGUAUAAAGUGUUAGUCUGUUUGUGUGUUCUUUACAUUUGUUCUAAGAGUGCCCAGGAGGCCGAUAAUAUCCUUGGUUUUCUGUUCGUAAUGAAAUGACUAGUAGCACUUGUGGGGAUUCACUCUGGUAGGCAGAUUAGCGGACGCAGUACAGAGGCAAAAACAAAGUCUUUAACUUAAACAGUUCAGUGUUUAUUCACACAUAAAAAAAAU